UCUUACAGAAAUCCUAAAGCUGAUAAUCAAAGAAUAUACAAAAAGAUCAAUAAUGAUGCUUCCCUGAGGAUACAAAAUUUGUCCGUUCUGGUGAAACAAAUCAAAUCAUACUAUCAGGAAUCUUUACAGCAGUUGGUUAUGAUGUCUUUGCCAAAUGUUUUAACUAUUGGAAAAAAUCCAUUUUGCGAGCAAGGUACGGAAGAGAUGAAGAAGAUGUUGCUGCUUAUGCUGGGCUGUGCAGUUCAGUGUGCAAGAAAGGAAGAGUUUAUUGAUAAAAUACAAGACUUGAAUUUCGACACCAAGGCAGCUGUCGCGGCUCACAUCCAAGAGGUAACUCACAAUGCGGAGAAUGUUUUUGACCUGCAGUCAAUGGACUCUACUGACAUCUCCCCAGAUGAUUUGGAAUCAUUACUGAAAAAUGUAGCUUUCCAUUUAAAGAGACUGGUGGAUGAAAGAGAUGACCAAUCGGAGACAAUUAUCGAGCUGACAGAGGAGAGGGACUCCCUUCACUUCACACCUCCGCCAGCCUUUGCUCAGUCUCCCUCUGGAUCGCCGGGGAUGAGGAGGACGGAGAGCAGACAGCACCUGUCGGUGGAGCUGGCAGACGCCAAGGCUAAAAUACGACGGCUGAGGCAGGAGCUGGAAGAGAAAACGGAACAAUUUCUGGACAGUAAACAGGAGGUAGCCCAGUUGGAAGCGGAGCUCAAGAGACUGCAGCAGGAGAACAUGAAUCUGUUGGCCGAUGCCAGGUCUGCUCGCAUGUACAGGGAUGAGCUAGACCACUCAGGGAAAAAGCUGUACGACAGUUGACAAGCUUGAAAGUGAAGUCAACCGGUACUAAAAGAACGGAUGCACGACAUUGAGUUUUUUACAAAGCCAGGGUAGAUAGGAGUUAAAAGAAGACAAUCAGGUGCUUCUGGAAACAAAAAUCAUGUUGGAGGACCAGCUGGAGGGGUCCCGAGCUCGGUCUGAUAAACUGCAUGAGCUAGAGAAGGAAAAUAUUCAGUUUCAAAGCUAAGAUCCAUGAUAUGGAGAUGGAGCGGGAUAUAGAAAGGAAGAGAAUCGAGGAGCUGAUGGAGGAGAACAUGUCUCUAGAAAUGGCUCAGAAGCAAAGCAUGGAUGAGUCGUUACAUCUUGGCUGGGAACUGGAACAACUGUCUAAAACCAGCGAUCUCCCGGAAACACCACAGAAAUCACUGGGACAUGAAGUGAAUGAGCUUACGUCCAGCCGGCUGCUCAAAUUAGAGAUGGAAAACCAAACUUUGCUGACCACAGUGGAAGAGUUGAAGAAUGCCAUGGGCUCCACGGAGGGUGCCAAUUCCAAAAUCCUGAAAAUGGAAAAAGAAAACCAAAGACUAAGCAAGAAGCUGGAGAUAAUAGAAGCAGAGCUAAUUCAUGAGCGUCAGACCAUUGAGAGCAGCCAACAAAUGAGCGAUGACCUUAUGAAGGAAAAGUCGCAGCUGGAGAAGAUCAUAGAGACGCUGCGUGAGAACUCGGAGAGACAGAUCAAAGGGCUGGAGCAAGAAAAUGAGCAUUUGAACCAAACCAUCACAUCCCUGAGGCAACGUUCUCAGAUUGGUGCUGAAGCCAGGGUGAAGGAUAUAGAAAAGGAGAAUAAGAUCUUGCAUGAGUCCAUCAAAGAAACAAGCAGUAAACUAAAUAAGGUGGAGUUUGAGAAAAAACAGCUCAGAAAAGAACUAGAACAUUUUAAGAAAAAGGAGAAAGAGCUGAGGACCUGGAAAAGGAACUGCAUCGGGUGGAAAAAGAAAAUGAACAGCUGCAGAAGAAGAUCACCAGCUUAAACAUUGUCUGUGAAAAGGCAGAGUCCUUGGAACAAGAAAAUAUCGGGUUAGAAAUAGAAAACCGUAAGCUGAAGAAAACCUUAGAUAGUCUCAAAAAUCUUAAGUAUCAAAUGGAAUCAUUGGAGAAAGAGAACACGCAGCUUGAAGAAGAGAACUUGGACCUAAGACGGAUGGUUGAGUCACUAAAGAGCACAAAUAUUAGGGUAGCUCAGCUGGAGCUAGAAAACAAAGAGCUGGAAAAUGAGAAAGAGCAACUAAAGAAAGGCAUGGACCUCAUGAGAGCAUCUUGUAAGAAAACUGAGCGUUUAGAAGUCAGUUACCAAGGGCUCGACACGGAGAACCAAAGGCUACAAAAGGCUCUGGAAAAUAGCAACAAAAAGAUCCAGCAGCUUGAAACUGAACUUCAGGAGCUGGAGACAGAAAAUCAGACUUUGCAGAAGAACCUGGAAGAGCUGAAAAUCUCUAGCAAGAGACUGGAACAGCUGGAAAAGGAAACUAAGCUUUUGGAGCAGGAGACCUGUCAGCUGGAAAAGGACAAGAAGCAACUUGAGAAGGAGAACAAGAGGCUACGCCAGCAGGUUGAGAUUAAAGACAUUACGUUGGAGGAGAAUAAUGUGAAGAUCUCAAAUUUAGAGAGGGAAAAUAAAUUACUUUCAAAAGAGACAAAUGCAUUUAAAGAGUCCUAUUCAAGGCUUAAAGAACUAGAAAAAGACAACAAGGAACUUGUAAAAAGAGCAACAAUAGAUAAGAAAACACUAAUCACGCUAAGAGAGGACUUGGUAAAUGAGAAGCUGAAGACCCAACAAACCAAUAAUGAGCUGGAAAAACUAAGCCAUGAGCUGGAAAAGAUAGGUCUAAAUAAAGAGCGUCUCUUACAUGAUGAUGAGCAGACCAGUGAUGACAGAUAUAAGCUUUUGGAAUCCAAAUUAGAAUCUACGUUGAAAAAGUCUCUGGAAAUAAAGGAGGAAAAAAUUGCCUCGCUUGAAGCUCGAUUAGAGGAAUCGACUAAUUUCAAUCAACAACUACGCCAAGAACUAAAAACUGUGAAGAAGAAUUACGAAGCUCUUAAGCAGAGACAAGAGGAGGAGAAGUUGACGCAGAGCUCACUUCCUAAGCUUGGAGAGGACAGCGUUCCCAUCAAUAAAUGGGAGCGGGAGAGCCAGGAGACCACGAGGGAGUUGCUGAAGAUCAAAGAUCGCCUGAUAGAAGUAGAGAGAAAUAAUGCUACUCUGCAGGCAGAAAAGCAAGCACUGAAAACUCAGCUGAAACAAAUGGAAACUCAAAACGACAACUUACAAGCACAAAUUCUGACUCUUCAAAAGCAAACUAUUUCGCUGCAGGAGCAAAACACAACUCUACAGACACAAAAUGCCAAACUGCAGGUCGAAAACUCUACUCUCAACUCUCAGAGCACCUCAUUAAUGAACCAAAAUUCACAGCUUCUCCUCCAGCAGUCUAGCUUAGAAAACGAGAACGAGUCUUUGGUAAAAGAAAGAGAAGAGCUGAAAUCAAUGUAUGAUUUACUGGUAAAAGACCACGAAAAGCUGGCACAGGUUCACGAGCGCCAAGCAGCAGAGUACGAAUCGCUGAUCUCCAAACACGGCAACUUGAAGUCUGCACAUAAAAAUCUGGAGAUGGAACACAAAGAUCUCGUAGACCGAUAUAACCAGCUGCUAAAACAGAAAGUGCAGUUAGAAGACCUGGAAAAGGCUCUUAAGGAGGAACAAGGGAAAAUGGUGCAGGAGAACAAGCAGCAUGAAAUGUUGGCUUCAGACUAUCAAAGACUCACAGAAGAGCAUGGGAGACUUAACCACACAUAUAGACAACUGUUACGGGAGAAUGAAAGCCUGCAAAGUGACCAUAAAAACCUGAAAAGUUCGCUCAACAAUGGAAAAUUAGAACAGACCCGAUUAGAAGCAGAGUUCUCCCGACUAAAGGAAGAAUAUCAGAAGUUGGACAUCGAAUCCACCAAACUAAAUAACCAGUGCGAGCUUUUAGGGCAAGUUAAAGGGAACCUGGAAGAGGAGAAUAGACAUUUGACAGACCAGAUACAGACAUUAAUGUUGCUGAACAAAACGUUGCUGGACCAGAAUAUGGAAAGCAAAGAUCUCUUCCAGAUUGAACAAAGACAAUACAUGGAUAGGUUAAACGAGCUACGACGACAGAAAGAAAAACUGGAAGAAAAGAUCAUGGAUCAGUACAAGUUCUAUGAACCAUCACCUCCACGAAGGAGAGGAAACUGGAUAACUUUAAAGAUGAGGAAGCUGAUCAAGUCCAAGAAAGAUGUCAACCGUGAACGCCUGAGAUCCCUUACACUCACACCAUCCCGAUCAGAGUCCAGCGAAGGGUUUCUGCAGUUACCUCCCCAGGACAGCCAAGACAGCUCAUCCGUAGGUUCAAAUUCACUUGAGGAUGGGCAUCCACUUGGGGCCAAGAAAAGCAGCACACUGAAAAGACUGCCUUUUAUGAGGAACAGACCGAAGGAUAAAGACAAAAUGAAGGCCCUCUACCGCCGCUCUGUGUCCAUGAAUGACCUGGUCCAGUCCAUGGUCCUGGCAGGUGGACAGUGGGCAGGUAGUGCUGAAAAUCUGGAGGGUCCCGAUGAAAUUCCCACGGGCAAAAGGAGGAAAGAUUUGGGAACUAUGGCCUUCUCCACAACUGCCAUCAACUUUUCAACAGUCAACCAAGCUACAAGCUUCAGAACCAAGCAGAUACCUAAGAGUAAAGAUGGCGCUUCCUAUGAAGAUGUCAGUGGUCAUGGUGCAAGUGAUGAUUCUUAUAGUGGUUCCACCGUUCCUGGCACCACUCAGAGUAGGUCCCAGAGCCACAGCAGUGGAGAUUUUGGUCUGCACCAUGACAAUGAAGUGUGGUCCGGCAGCAGUAGUCCCGUCCAGCAUUUUGGUCAGCGUUUGAAAAAGUCUGCCGCAUCCAGCCCCAUGCUGAGGCUCAAAUCAUGCGAUGGAGCAGAAUGCCUUGCCCAGUCGAGGAAGAAACUGGGGUCACCUGGAAGUGAGAUGGUCUCCCUCAAGCAGUUCUUAGAAGAAAGCAGUAAGCUCACUGUAAGCCAGAUUCGGUCUGGAAGCCAGGAAAACCUUCUAGACGAAGUCAUGAGAAGCUUGUCUGGCUCCGCUGAAUUAUCAGGAUUACAGUCUCCGUCACAGCUGUCUCCUGGCCUAGCACUGGGUGACAGUAAGACUGGAAAAGCAGACCAGUGUGCACGACCCAACCCUCGGAAAACAGAGAAUAUGCGAUUCACAUUCCCUGUAGAGACAGUCACACAAUCUAUAGAUGGAGACGCCGCUCUAAGUCCAGGAAUGGCAUGUACAGCACAACAAACAACUAAAGAGCCCAGCCAAUAUGCCACCUUACCUCGUGCUAGCAGUGUGAUCUCCACUGCCGAAGGGACCACACGUAGGACAAGUAUUCAUGAUUUUUUAUCCAAAGACAAUAGGUCACCUGUAUCAGUUGAUCCAUCACCGACACGGGAAGAUGCUCCAUCUUUAUCGAAUGUGGAGGCCACACCAGAGAUCAGGCUUUCAAAAAGCAGGUCUAGGGAGCAGCAAAUCCCUUAA
Staurois parvus is the source of this 5374-nucleotide messenger RNA. The record is from the annotation of a GenBank genome assembly. Lineage: Eukaryota; Metazoa; Chordata; Amphibia; Anura; Ranidae.